UUCCUCUUUCUUCAAAAUCGAAACAAACUUGGAGACUGAAGCUCCGAAGGUGGCUCUUCAUGGCAGCCAGGACGCCUCUGGAAAUGCUCCAGGAUGAAUCCUGCUGCUCCAUCUGCCUGGGAAUAUUCCAAGACCCCGUAUCCAUCCACUGCGGGCACAGCUUUUGCCGGUCGUGCAUCACUGAAACCUGGGAAGGACUGACCACCAACUUCUCCUGCCCCCAGUGCAGGGAGACGGGGGACCAGAAGAGCCUCCGCCCCAACUGGGAGUUGUCCAACGUUAUUGAAGCAGCCAAGAGAUUGAACCUGCAACCAGUCAGAGAGGUGGAAGGAGAGGAGAACGUCUGUGAGGAGCACCAGGAACCCCUGAAGCUCUUCUGCCAAGAUGAUAAAAGGCUCAUCUGCCUCGUGUGUGACAAGUCCAAGAUGCACCGUGACCAUUCUGUGGUUCCCAUGGGUGAAGCUGCCCAGGAGUACAAGAAACAAACGGAGACCCAACUGCACCUUCUGAAAUCAGAGCAAGAGGCACUUCAAUCUUCCAUGAAGGACAGACAAGACAGACUCAAGGACCACACUGAGAGGACAGAAGCUGCAAAGCAGGAGAUUGUGAGGACAUAUAGGAAGAUGCACGAGUUCCUGGAGAAGCAGGAGUCCUCUCUUCUGGCCCAGCUGGAGCAGCUGGACACAGAGAUAAGGAAAGCCCAUGAAGAAAUCCUCCAGAGGCUUUUGGAGGAGACAACGAGGCUGGGCACGCUGAUUGGGGAGAUGGAGAGGACCUCCCAGCAGCCAGACUGGCAGCUCCUGAAGGACAUCAGAACCACCUUGAGCAGGGGCCAGAGGGAAACACUCUCCCAAUCACUCGAUAUUUCCCCGGAUCUGGAAAAGAAAUUGUCUGAUUUCACCGAGAGGAACCCAAAUAUCAAAGAACUUCUGGAGCAAUGCCAAGAUUUUCUGGAGUUCGAGCUUCCCUUGACAACACAGAUGACGCUGGACCCAGAAACGGCCAACACCAGGCUUUAUCUCUCGGAAGACUGCAAGCUUGUGCAGUUUGAAGACUGUGAGCAGGACCUGCCCUCCAACCCGAGGAGGUUCACAUUCAUGCCAUGUGUGCUGGGCUCAAGGGGCUUCACAUCAGGAUGGAACCGCUGGGAUGUGGAGGUCCAAAGAGAAGGCGCGUGGGCCCUUGGGGUGGCCAAGGAGUCAGUUCCAAGGGACCGUUUAUUGUGUCUGAAGCCCAAUGAGGGGGUAUGGGCUCUGUGUCAUACCCAAAAUGAGUACGUGGCUCUGACCUCUCCUUUUAACACCCGCUUGACUCUGCACAGUGUCCCCAAGUGGAUACAAAUCUGCUUGGACUAUGAGAAAGGGAGGGUGCUUUUUUUUGAUGCCGAGAGCAAAGAACGGAUCUUUGCUUUUCCACCGGAGCCUUUCCAAGGGGAGAGAGUCUUCCCAUGGUUCAUGGUCAAUAAGGACGCUCAACUCAAACUUCUUUCCUAAGUCACAGAACAAAAAAAACAACCCAACCCCCGAAAGCCAUCAACUUAUCCUUGGGAAAUAAACCAGGGACGAGGUUUUGUCCAAAUCCCAAAGGGACAGGAAAGGGUAGCAGUGUUCAUAUGCUUUUCCUUAGUGCAGAAUGGGACCCAUUCUGUGGCUUAUAUUCUAUUUUGAUCUUUCAAUCGCUGUUUAAUCACUAAAUGGCUGUUACAGGGUGGCUGAAAACUUGCUCUGAUGUGGACUUAAAAUUAUAAGUGCAAUUCUAAACCA
Messenger RNA from Calidris pugnax (ruff), 1763 nucleotides. Its product is annotated as tripartite motif-containing protein 7-like. Gene Ontology annotation, molecular function: protein binding; zinc ion binding. The transcript is spliced from 7 exons. Bases 60 to 1493 code for a protein of 477 amino acids. The record is from RefSeq and is a predicted model, not a curated record. Lineage: Eukaryota; Metazoa; Chordata; Aves; Charadriiformes; Scolopacidae.